Molecule: messenger RNA, 1488 nt
Organism: Bolinopsis microptera
Lineage: Eukaryota; Metazoa; Ctenophora; Tentaculata; Lobata; Bolinopsidae
Product: C-C chemokine receptor type 5-like
Exons: 1
Coding region: 1-1488 (495 amino acids)
Biological process (GO): neuropeptide signaling pathway
Cellular component (GO): plasma membrane
Molecular function (GO): G protein-coupled peptide receptor activity
Source: RefSeq, a predicted model, not a curated record
AUGGGUCCCAAUCAAAAUGGUACAGUUUCCAUAAUCUCAGACACAUGGACAGCUGAAGAGAUAUUCGAAGCCACAUACACCGUGGCUACCUUCAUUCUAGGGUUCACAGGAAACCUGUUUGUACUAAUAACGUCCCACCUCUACAACUCCAUCGACAUGGACGCAGUUACCAUCGUGUUUGUCAGACAACUAGCGGUGGUGGACUUUCUCGUCAUCAUCAACACAGUCCUACCUACCGUCAUCACCAUGUUUACAGGGAGGUGGAUCCUAGGAGACCUGCUCUGCGACAUCACUGGACACUUCAACUUUAUACCUGUCAUGGUGAAUAUCUACCUCGUUCUCAACUUGUCCAUUUUCAAGAUCCUGAUGUGCAAGAUGCCGUUCAGGAUGCGUGAUCUCACCACAACUCAUGCCUGGCUGUUGGUCCUACUGUCUUAUCUCCUUGCUGGGAUGGAGUUAUUUGAAAGUAUUUUCCUGGCCAAGAGCGGAAUGUAUGCUCCCCCAGUUAGCAGAUGCAUUAGUAAGAUUUAUGUUACCCACCCUACUCUGAUGCUGUGGAACGCUGCCAUACCUGUUGGAGUUCCCCUACUGGCAAUCAUUUUCUGUAACCUUUGGAUCUACAAGGUGGCCAGAAAAGUAGUGAGAGCCAGGGGUCAAGGGUCCCAUUCCCGAGCUCUGCUCACGAUCUGUGCAGUUUCUGGUCUCUUUGUUAUCUCGUGGACCCCCAAGUUGAUCUACGUCACCGUGGUGACAAUCACUAAGAAACAGAUCCCUUGGGCAGUGAAGAUAUCACAUUUCUUUCCUUUCAUCAACUCAGUGGGAAACCCCUUCAUCUACACAUUUACCAACAAACGGUACAGUGAGUUUGUGUUCAACCUCUUCACAAAGUUCAAGAUUACCGCAGCUGAGACGUCAUCUGGAAUCUUCACUAAGAUGUCAGAGUUAAAGUCCAGCCGAGCAGUCAGCUCUCCAGGAGUCACCUCUAAAUGCCACAGAGGAAUAGGAGAGGCUAACUCAAGCGUAGUAAAAAGACCUCUAGACAAACUAGCUGGUCCCUCUACUGAUGCAGCUUUCGGUGAGAGAUCUUAUGGAAAUAAGGAAGAACUGCAGAUUCUAAGUAAGAGGAAACUAAAGGAGAAUGGCGAUACCGAAACAGACGAUGGGAUAAGAACAGGGCAGCUAGAUAUUGAAGAGAAAUCUUUAGGAAGCAGUGACGAACUGCUGGAAAACGAGGGACUACCACAGAACAGAACCAAUCAUCUCCAAAACGGAGAGGUGCCGGAGACCCGGAUAAUACUUCCAGACAAAGAAGCAUUGCUGGAAAAAAGAGAGCUGCAAGAGCAAGGAAUGUCGCAGGAAAACGGAGAACCAUUGGAGGAACCUCUAGAAAGAGAGGAAUUGAUAGACAACAGUCUAAACCCGGAGCAAGAGGACCUAUUGGGCGUGUACAUUGUUGGUUCAAUGACUGACUUGGACUCAAUACAGUGA